This is a messenger RNA of Peniophora sp. CBMAI 1063, 225 nucleotides long. Lineage: Eukaryota; Fungi; Basidiomycota; Agaricomycetes; Russulales; Peniophoraceae. The record is from the annotation of a GenBank genome assembly.
AUGGCCGAUCCCGCAACAGUCCGCCUCAAUAACUACUUCCAGGCGCAAGGAACUGUCACACAGCUGUCGUGUGAGCUACGAGAGACGCCGUCAAACGCGGCAGGCCGUUGGACUGUGACGUAUAAGUUCAAUAAUAAUCCUUUGGGAUCGGCAACGGCAGGGAGGUUAGGCGAUGCUAAGGAGCACGCCGCGUCAGUGGCCCUCAGAGCCCUCGGACUGUUUUGA